This is a messenger RNA of Paramecium sonneborni, 882 nucleotides long. Lineage: Eukaryota; Ciliophora; Oligohymenophorea; Peniculida; Parameciidae. The record is from the annotation of a GenBank genome assembly.
UUAAGAGAUCAGAUGGAUCAUAAUAGAGACAUCAAGUAUUCAACUUUGAAAGUUUCUGACUCAGUUCAAUUUGGAGGAAUAAUGACAAAAGAUGAGUGCAAAGCUUUAGCUAGAAAAAUCAUGAAAAUUUAUGAUGGGGAUGAAAACGGCACAUUAGAUUCUUUUGAAGUUGGCUAUAUUCAAUCAGAUUGUUAUAGAGCUAUGAAUAAAGGGUUUAAUCCAACUCCAACAGAUAUUGCUGCUUUUUCCAGAAUCAUCGACAGUAUGAAACAUAAAAAGUAUUUUAGGACGAUAAUGUGGUAUGGUGACUGAUAAAGAUAUUGAAGCACUGUGCAUAAAGUACUUUGGAGGCAAUUUUGAUAGAAGUGAAAGAAGUGAAAGAGUGUUACCUGAGCAAACAAUAAAUUAAUAAAGAACUUAUGAGACAAGUACAAUCAAUAGAAAAGUCUCAAGUAAUUAGAAUAGCAGAGUAAUUACGGUUCAACAAUAAUCUACUGUCACAAAUUAAGUUUCUUAAAUUCCUAAUUCAUCUCCUGCCUAAAAUACAUAUAGUUAGGUUGUUUAAGAGAGAUUGGAAGUAGCAAGAAGAAUUUUUAGAAUGUUAGAUACAGAGAAAAAUGGAUUUAUAACUGAAAAUCAUGUAAGAUAAAGAACAAGUAAUUUAGGUUCCGUAAUUGCUCUAAGAAACAUAUAAAUUGAUGGGAAUGUCUAUUGAACCAACAAAUGAAGAUGUAGAACUAUGGAUGGAAAUGGCAGAUGAAGACAGAGAUGGAAAGGUGUUUUUAAAAGAUUAUGAAGCUUUGGUAAUCAGAAGUCUAAAAUAAUAAGGAAUAGUUUUAGAAUGAUUUAAAUAAAUCAACAUUUAACAAUUUAGUUAAGGAG